AAACCAAAAAAAACCAAAAUAAAAACCGCAUAAAACCGAACCGAAUAACCAACGAUUUACAUAUUUUUUAUGCAAAACCGAACCGAACCGCUAACUUACCUUCCGUUUUGUCUUUGGUUUUGGUAAAAACCGAACCCACCCCUGCUUAGCCGGCCCAAUACCAAUUCGUUCUCUCAUCUUCGCGACAUCUUCUUUCCCGAAGGAAAGAAAACCUGCAAGGAAACGAUGGAUGAUUCAACCCAAAUUCCUCGCUGCGUUAGAUCUUCACUGAAGGAAAGAAAUCGCUGUAACAGGACUAUUGAUCCUUCGCCAAAUUCGAGAGGGUUUUUCUUCUUCCGUCGUAUUCCAGUGGCUGGGCUAAGCAAAUUCCUAGCGAGGAGGGAGUUACGAUGCCCAUCGCCGACGAUGUUGACGGAGGGUAACAUAGUCGACAAUUAAAUCCAGACAAUAUGAUGAUGAUGAUGAUGAUGAUGAUGAUGCAACAUAGGCGAAUAGAUUCAAUGAUACCACAAAAUAAUGGCAUCUCAAUUUCUACAGAUCUUUUCACUGGCAAGUGUGUCAUCUUUAGUCGAAGGUGAUUCUUCAGCACCUACUCUUGGCUUCUCCAGUUCUCCUCUUCAAACCCUUUCACUUUAAUUUUUUUGCUACAACUAGAGACAUUACAUAGUAGCAUGAAGUCACAUGAACCCUUUUAGUGGUAGGCUUGGGCCAACAGCCAAAGACGGUAUUGAAGAUUACAUUCUGAAAUGCUUAUAAAAAGAAUUACUUGCGGCUCUCUUAUCUGAGUGCUGGAAAUGUGCUACUAGAGAAGUUUUUCACUUACAUGCUGCUGUUUUUAUGAAAUAUUUUUAAAGUAGAGUUCAUUCAGUUCAU
Messenger RNA from Cuscuta campestris, 873 nucleotides. Lineage: Eukaryota; Viridiplantae; Streptophyta; Magnoliopsida; Solanales; Convolvulaceae. The record is from the annotation of a GenBank genome assembly.